GGGGGCGGCGUCCGCCCUGUCCCGUCCGGCGCUCGCCCGGGUCCCAUCCCGGGUCCCUGUACCGUCUGUCCGUGUCUGUCGCCCGUGCGUCCCAGCCAUGAGCUCCACGCAGUUCAACAAGGGACCCUCGUACGGGCUGUCGGCCGAGGUCAAGAACCGGCUCCUGUCCAAGUACAACCCGCAGAAGGAGGCCGAGCUCCGCAGCUGGAUCGAGGGCCUCACAGGCCUCGCCAUCGGCCCUGACUUCCAGAAGGGCCUGAAGGAUGGGGUUAUCCUGUGCACACUCAUGAACAAGCUGCAGCCGGGCUCUGUACCCAAGAUCAACCGCUCCAUGCAAAACUGGCACCAGCUAGAAAACCUCUCCAACUUCAUCAAGGCCAUGGUCAGCUAUGGCAUGAACCCCGUGGACCUAUUCGAGGCCAAUGACCUGUUUGAGAGCGGGAACAUGACGCAGGUCCAGGUGUCUCUGCUUGCGCUGGCGGGGAAGGCCAAGACGAAGGGGCUGCAGAGCGGUGUGGACAUCGGGGUGAAGUACUCAGAGAAGCAGCAGCGGAACUUUGACGAUGCCACCAUGAAGGCCGGGCAGUGUGUCAUCGGGCUGCAGAUGGGCACGAACAAGUGCGCCAGCCAGUCGGGCAUGACGGCCUAUGGCACCCGGCGGCACCUCUACGACCCCAAGAACCACAUCCUGCCCCCCAUGGACCACUCCACCAUCAGUCUGCAGAUGGGCACGAACAAGUGCGCCAGCCAGGUGGGCAUGAAGGCUCCAGGGACCCGACGCCACAUCUAUGACACCAAGUUGGGGACCGACAAGUGUGACAACUCCUCCAUGUCCCUGCAGAUGGGGUACACACAGGGCGCCAACCAGAGUGGCCAGGUGUUCGGCCUUGGCCGCCAGAUCUAUGAUCCCAAGUAUUGCCCUCAGGGCACAGUGGCAGAUGGGGUACCCUCUGGAACCAGCAACCUCCCAGAGGAUGCCUCGGAGUACCCGCCCUACUAUCAGGAGGAAGCUGGCUGCUGAGGCACCCCACUGACCCUUCCAUGGUCCCUCCAUCCGGGUUUUUGUUUUUUCUGUGGUUUUUUUCUUUUCUUUUUUUUUUUUUUUUAACAUAUUCAGUGCUGUGGGGUUGGGUGGG
This is a messenger RNA of Heterocephalus glaber (naked mole-rat), 1136 nucleotides long. It is a transcript of the gene Cnn2, whose product is annotated as calponin 2. The record is from RefSeq and is a predicted model, not a curated record. Gene Ontology annotation, molecular function: actin filament binding. Gene Ontology annotation, cellular component: focal adhesion; actin cytoskeleton. NCBI's taxonomy places the organism in Eukaryota, Metazoa, Chordata, Mammalia, Rodentia, Bathyergidae. Gene Ontology annotation, biological process: actomyosin structure organization; actin filament organization.